AAAUAAAAUGCCAAAGACCAAGAAGUCCAAGAAAGAAGCCAAACUUUCCAAGAAAGAGCUUAAAGCCAAAGCUAAAGCACAAGAGAGUGAAGAGUCCUCCGACAGUGAUAGCGACAGCAGUGUUGAGGAACCAGUCAAGACCAAGAAGACUAAGAAAGCACCAGUUGUUGAAAAGAAGAACGACUCUUCUGAUAGCGAUGAAGCCCCUGCUGCUGGUAAGAAGAGAAAGCCAGAGACAGUUAAAGCUACUACUAAGAAGCCAAAGGUAGAAGAGAACCUAAGCAGUGAUGAUUCUGACAGCGAUAGUGUUGAUGUCAUUGCUAAACCUGCAAAGAAGAGCAAAAAGAAGUCGGCACCAGCUAAGAAGGAGUCAAGCGAUUCUGACUCUGACUCAUCAUCUGAAGAAGAAAAGAAGGUUGCUAAGAAGACUACCAAGAAGGCUAAGAAGACUACCAAGAAGGCUAAGAAGCCAGCACCUGUAAAGGAGUCCUCUAGCGAUUCUGAUUCUUCAUCAUCUGAAGAAGAAAAGCCAAAGAAGGCUGCUAAAACAAAGAAGGCUGCUAAAGCAAAGAAGGCUGUUAAAACAAAGAAGGCCGCUCCAGUUAAGGAAGAAUCCAGCGAUUCAGAUUCAUCAGAUGAGGAAAUGGAAGCACCAAAGAAAACUGAAAAGAAAGCAAAGAAGCCAGCUCCAGUAAAGGAAUCUUCAAGCGACUCUGACUCUUCAUCUGAAGAAGAGGAAAAGCCAAAGAAGACUGCUGCCAAAAAGAAAGCUGCUCCAGCUAAGGAAGAGUCAAGCGAAUCUGAUUCCUCAUCCGAAGAAGAGUCAGAGCCAAAGAAGGCCAAGAAGACUAAGAAGGCUGCUCCAGUCAAGGAAUCUAGCAGCUCUGAGUCAGAUUCCUCCGAUGAAGCUCCUAAGCCAUCCAAGGCUAAGAAGUCAGCUGAGAUAGAAUCCAGUUCUGAAUCCGAAGAAGAAUCUGAGGAGAAGCCUCAAAAAGAAGAGCAUCAAGAUGCUGAAAUGGAGGAAGAAAAGCAAGAAGCUCCAGCUCAAGAAGAAGCAGAAGAGACUGAAGGCCCAACCGAGCUCUUCGUUGGAAACCUCUCAUGGAACGUCGAUGACGCUUAUUUGAAGGAGACCUUCGAAUAUUACGGAGAAAUCAAAAGAGCAAAUGUGCUCAUCAGAGAUGGAAGAUCCCAAGGAAUUGGGUUCGUAGAAUUCGGAAAUCAUGCUCAAGCUAAAGCUGCUCUUGAGCAGGCCAACGAAUAUGAACUUGAUGGCAGGCCUAUGAGAGUUAGUUUCUCUGCUGAUAAGCCCAAUAAGCAUGAGAAACGCCCAGUUAAUCCAGAUGCCGAGGGAUCUUGCUGUAUCUUUAUCGGAAACGUUGGAUACAACACUACCAAGGAAGCCCUUUGGGAUUUCUUUGCCAAUUACGGUAAUAUUACUGAUUUGAGAGUCGCCCAUGACAUGGAUGGGAAUCCAAGAGGAUUCGCACACUGUGAAUUCUCAACUCCUGAGGAAGCUAAAGCUUCUUUAGCUGCUCAUGGAGAGAGAGUUGAGGGUAGAGCCUUGAGAAUUGACCUUAGUGCCCCAAGAGCUAAUCGUGGUGGUGAUAGAGGCGGUAAUAGAGGCGGCUUCGGUGGUGAUAGAAACGGCGGUAAUAGAGGCGGCUUCGGUGGUGAUAGAGGCGGAUUCGGCGGCAGAGGCGGAUUCGGCGGCAGAGGCGGAUUCGGCAGCAGAGGCGGUAGUGGACGUGGUGGUAGAGGUGGCUUCAGUAAACCUCCUGCUGGUAAAGGCAAUAUUGCUGAAUACCAAGGAAAUAAAAUGAAGUUCUAAUCAAUGUUAUGAGGCAUAAUUUUACUAUAUUGUAGUGUUUCAACC
Moneuplotes crassus is the source of this 1876-nucleotide messenger RNA. NCBI's taxonomy places the organism in Eukaryota, Ciliophora, Spirotrichea, Euplotida, Euplotidae. The record is from the annotation of a GenBank genome assembly.